AAUUGAUAUUAUAUUUUUUAAUUUCUUAUUUAUCGACUACAAUGAUAUUUCAAUUACAAUGCGUAGGUGGUUCCCGGUUACGUUACAGCAUCCAAAGGUUAUGGUGCGGACAAAGCUGGGCGACAGUGGCCAGAUAUAGUACCGAUUUAGAUGGUGAUCGGAUAACCAUUGGUGAUAUUGUUAUGCGCUUGAAAAAACCCAAGAAUCUUCAUAUGGUACCCCAAAAAUAUGUGAGUUAUGCAUCGGAUGGUACGGUCCAGUUGAGUCAGAGUACACUCCAUCAUCUGCGGUGGAUGUUACAAAAGGAUUUAUUGAGACAAGAUAUGUUUCUGAUUGGUGGUCCAGGGCCGCUUAGACGUCAGUUGGUUAUGCAGUAUCUAGAGUUGACGCAGCGUGAAUUGGAAUACGUUGCGCUUAGUCGCGACACAACCGAAAGCGAUCUAAAGCAGCAACGUGAGAUUCAGAAUAAGACUUCCAUGUACUAUGAUCAGUGCGCAGUACGCGCUGCACUCCACGGUCGAUUUCUAGUAUUGGACGGCGUUGAGCAUUGCGAACGAAAUGUGCUGCCAGUACUAAACAAUCUUCUGGAAAAUCGCGAAAUGCAUCUGGAAAGUGGUAAAUUCCUAAUGGCCCCUGAACGCUACGAUAAAUUAUUAGAGACACACACAGAAGAGCAGCUCGAAGAUAGGGGAAUACUGCGUGUCUCAGAAGACUUUCGUGUCGUGGCACUUGGGCUUCCCGUUCAGAAAUAUAAGGGCACGCCCCUAGAUCCGCCGUUACGAUCGCGGUUUCAAUCACGCCAUGUCUCACCAUACAGCUUUUUGGAGCUGUACGAUGAGUUGCAUCAGCUGACGCCCAAUGUACCUGCGGAUAAACUUAAGCAAUUACUUAGUUUUGCAUUGACUCUUCAAGAAACAGACGAGAGCAUCCAAUUGCCCGAUUUUCCUGUACAUAAUCUUGGACGGGUUGCCCAGAUGAUGCAAACUAAUCCAGCACUGUCUCUGCACGAUGUCAUAUCAACCGUAUAUCCAUAUGAAUCCACAUUAAAACCAGAGCAGCAAAAACGUAUUCAUGAAUUGUUCACGAGUCUACAGCUUCAGCGUGUGUCUUCACAUAGUGUCAAGCGGAUUACCUCACAUGUUGAGGGUGAUCACAUCAAUGUUCAACUUAACGAAUUACAACUGCGCUUUCCCAGUGGAUCAACGUCAGUAUCAAAAGGAAACUUCUUUGUAGAUCUAGAGCAUCAACGUCAAGUGCUCGCUUUGUUGCUACAAACCUAUGCAGUGGGUGACGUGUGUCUGGUCGGCCAGAAGGGCGUUGGAAAGCUUACGCUUACAAAGCAGUUAAUGCACCUGCAAAAUCAAUCCGCGGAAUCAAUGAUGCUCUACGAAGACAUGACCUCGAGGGAUCUUUUACAACAACGAGUUACUAACUCUGAGGGCGACACAAUCUGGCAAGAUUCGCCCUUGGUACGUGCUGCCAAAAAUGGAUCGGUUGUUAUGUUAAAUGGUCUUCAUCAAUUAAAUAGAAGUACAUCCGCUGUAUUGCAACGAAUACUUCAUGACCGAGAGCUUCAGCUAUGUGAUGGCACAACACUGCUUCGUCGCGAUCGCUACCAAGCGUUGCUUAGCCAAGGACUUGAUGACAAACAGUUAAAAGAACGUGGAUUGUUCCCGAUACCCGAGUCCUUUCGCGUUGUAGCAUUAGCCGAGCCGCCAAAUCUGGAGAGUAAUAAAAACAGUUGGCUCACACCGGAAAUAUUAAGCAUGUUCUUGUAUCAGAAACUACGACCAUUGCAACAAAAUGAAGAAAUCGAACUUCUAGUUCAGAUCUUUGGAGAAGUGCAACCAAAGAUGAAAUGGAUGCUGACGCUGGCACAGAUACUGCGUACCUCAACGGAUCCAAUGCUUCAGGGUUUGUCGGAGACGCUAUCAACACGACAGAUAUUGAAGCUAGGGCGUCGCUUGGCUGCAUAUCCAGACAGCGAUGUAUACGAACUGUUGCAUAGUACAUUCCUGAUGAAGUUUAUGCCGUCACUUUUACGUGCCCGCUUGGAGCAAGCCAUGAAGCAGGCUGGGAUCCGUCAAAGUUCGAAUCAUGAUUGUAACGCUAACAAUAAUAAGAAAACAAUUUGUGUGGUGGACAACAAGCUAUGCAUUGGCAAUACUUCGAUGCUGUUGUCCGAAUUGGUAUUGGCGAAGCAGUCAAAAGUACCCAAAACUCUAUUUUACGAAACUUUUCAACAUGUAUUUUUGCUAGAACGACUAUUACAGGACUAUAUAAUAGGGGAGCAUCUGCUUCUGGUGGGCAAUCAGGGAGUAGGCAAAAACAAACUCAUUGAUCGCUUAUUGGAACUUAUGCGACAACCGCGCGAAUAUAUACAACUACACAGGGAUACCACUGUGCAUAGUCUUACCAUAAAGUCCACGCUACGAGAUGGUCAAAUAGUCUUUGAAGAUAGCGAAUUGGUUAGCGCGGUUAAAUCUGGUCAUGUCUUGGUCAUAGAUGAGGCAGACAAGGCACCGGUUAAUGUUACCUGCAUUUUGCGCAAUUUGGUAGAGAGCGGUGAAAUGAUGCUGUCAGAUGGUCGUCGUAUUGUCCCUAAUGGAUACUCUGGAAACUCGUCCAACAUAAUUAAAACACAUUCAGAAUUUCGGCUUAUUGUGUUGGCCAACCGUCCAGGUUUUCCAUUUUUGGGAAACGACUUUUUUGCUGCGCUAGGAGACAUUUUCAGUUGUCAUGCCAUCGACAAUCCCAUGCCCGACUCUGAGCUCUAUCUACUGCAGCAAUACGGACCAAAUGUACCCAUUAAGACACUCCAAAAAUUAGUUAAUGCAUUCGGGGAGCUUCGUAAUUUGGCAGACGAAGGUUUGCUUAACUAUCCAUACUCAACUCGGGAAGUUGUAAACAUUGUAAAGCAUUUAGAGAGUUAUCCGCAAGAUAGCAUGUCCGACCUGGUAGGAAACGUGUUAGACUUUGAUCGUUACCAGCCAGAGGCAUUGCAGCAGGUCACCAAAGUGCUUUCAAAACAUGGUCUGCCGAUUGAGGCAUAUGCAAAGGAGGAAUUGGAAACGUUACGUCUGAAAAAGACGCUCCAGUUAGAUGUUCAGCGUUAUAGUGGGUUGGGCGUCCUUGGACCUAAGAUUGGAAAAUUAGAUCCGAAAAAUGAAGCGCAUGUGGGUGGCAACACGUGGGCUGGUGGUAGCGGUGGACGCGAUACAGCAGGCUUAGGCGGCAAAGGUGGACCAUUUAGGCUGGACAUGGAUCAUCAAGUUCAUCAACUUAGCGACGAGGAGAAAGCCGAAAUUCCAGAGGAAAUAAAACGCGCGGCGCGUGAAAUGAAUCGCAAGGCGUUUAAUCAAAAGUUAGAAGAGAUUAAAAUGACCGCGCAUGAUCAUAAGAUAUAUGCACAAUUCAGUAAGCCUAACGGUAAGCAAGUAAAGCAACUUAAAGCCAUUUUGGAAGCAAUGGAGACUAAAAGCAAGGAGCGUCAAUGGAAAAAGUAUCAAACACAUGGUGAUCUUGAUGACACGCGUCUCAUCGAAGGCAUCACCGGUGAAAGAAAUAUUUAUAAAAGACGCACCGAGCCUUAUCCAUGGUCGGAUCAUGUUAUAAAGCAACCUAAUAGGGUCAAACUUGUCGUCGAUGUUUCUGGAUCCAUGUACAGAUUUAAUGGCUAUGAUGGCCGCCUAGAUCGUCAAUUGGAGGCCGUUGUCAUGGUAAUGGAAGCCUUCCAGGGAUAUGAAAAAAAAAUUAUUUACGACAUCGUCGGUCAUAGUGGCGAAGGAUGGGAGUUGCCCUUCGUCAAUCUGGGUUGUGCCCCCAAGAACGACAAAGAACGUUUUGAGAUAAUACGUAUGAUGCAUGCCCAUUCGCAAUUUUGUUGGUCUGGCGAUAGUACCGUAAAAGCAGCUCGCGAAGCUUGUUCCAAGUUAAGCACGGAGGAAAACUAUGGAAAUGGUAUUGUCGUUGUCCUUAGCGAUGCCAAUCUUGCGCGCUAUGGCAUUGUUCCCAAGGAUCUGGCACUGGCACUUAAACGCGGCGAACCUAAGGUCAAAGGCUAUGUAGUUUUUAUUGGUAGUCUGGCCGAAGAGGCUGAUCAAAUAAUAACUGAAAUGCCCGACGGACAGAGUUAUGCAUGCAUGGACCUCACCAAGUUGCCGCAGAUUUUAAAGCAAAUAUUUACCUCAUCCCUUAUGUGAAAGGUUUUGUAAUGUUUGUAGUGUAUGCGAGUCGUCGUGAGUCUAAUCUAAUUGAGGCCAAAUAUAAUUUGAGAUUGCAGUAUAUUGUAAAUUGAAAAUUAAAUGCAAUUUAAUUGCAGAUAUGUACUUUA
Molecule: messenger RNA, 4333 nt
Organism: Drosophila innubila
Lineage: Eukaryota; Metazoa; Arthropoda; Insecta; Diptera; Drosophilidae
Gene: c12.2
Product: von Willebrand factor A domain-containing protein 8
Exons: 7
Coding region: 42-4202 (1386 amino acids)
Cellular component (GO): cytoplasm
Molecular function (GO): ATP binding; ATP hydrolysis activity
Source: RefSeq, a predicted model, not a curated record